UUGGGCUUUUUUCCAAGUAUCAGGCGUCAUUGAAAAAAUUCAUAUAGGAAUAUCUUUUUCAUUAUUUUUAUCUUUAAAAAGAAAAGAAUAAUGUAUGGAUCUUCCAAUGCUUUCUCUUGAAACUUGAAAGACUCUUCUUAGUGAGACUCGUAUUUGUUUCUGAAAUGUUUUCCUCCUGAAUCCUACGGGUUGCAAAAAAGAAAAGAAAGCUGAAAAAACUGCUUCAGAUAGAAGAGCUAUUUUAAUCAGAGUCCUUGUAAGAGAUAUGAUGAUAUAUUCUCAGACCUGAAUUAUCAAUAGGAAAUGGCAUUAGGUAUACAUAGACGUUGAGAAUGAUUCUUUUUACUCCUUUUCAUUGAAUGAAAUACUCUUGCCGUAUUUAUACCAGUUUAACUGCGUUCGAUCUUUCCGAAUACUCUGGCACUCUGUCAUAAGUUACAAACAAGAAAAAGGAUAUUGCUUCAAAUUCUACCUUUUUUUUUUUUUACUUUUUUAACAUUUCUUUUAGUCGUAAACUGCUCUUAAAUUCCUCCACACUGCUUGAACUUUCCUCUCAUCUCACAUAUACCAAGGAAACUAGAACCAACCUCGUUUUCAACGCUCUCCCUUUACAAGCUAAGAUUUGGCAUCUUUUCUGAUAUAAACAAGACACUUUCACUAAAUUGCUGUCCCAACACAUCCUGAACUGCAUGUACAUACCUUGGUUACGAUUAAUUUCUCAUUAACUACUCGAAUCGUAACUUCUGCUCUUUUACGAUCCACGGCUAGGCGUUUGGCUUUCAAAUUUAAUCGCAGGUUUUGAAUUAACGCUUCCUGCAUCGUUAUACCUUGUUAUCUCCUAGCGACUUUCUUUCUCUUUUUCCUUGAAUUCGUGUUUUGUUAAGUACACUGUUUGCGGCCUUUUUAACAUUUUCUCGAAGUAAAUAAUUUGGAGUUCCAUAUUCCUAUCAUCCUAAAUUCGCCUUUUUUCUAUGUUAAAUUCCAUCGAUUCAGAGAACCCUCCUCCCAGUUCGACUCCCUUUAUAGAAUGUUUCGUAACAGAACCUAGAAAGGAGCUACAAGGUUCACGCGAUGCCCAUGUUUCUUAUCUGAUUAUUACCAAGACGAAUUCACCCUUAUUCACUCGGUCAGAAUGUAAAGUACGACGUCGGUUUUCUGAUUUCGUCAAGCUUCAAGAGAUAUUAUCUCGCUUGAAUGAGGAUUGUGUUGUUCCGCCCCUUCCUGCAAAACACAAAUUAGAAUACAUUAAAGGAAAUCGAUUUUCAGAAAAUUUUAUUAAUAGAAGGGCAAGUCUUCUAAAUAGGUACAUCACUCGUUGUGCGUUUCAUCCAGUUUUGCAUCGCUCUCCUCAUUUCAUUGCCUUUUUGGAGAAUCCAAACUGGAAUAAUUAUGUUCGCUAUUUCAUUCAACCAAAACUAAAUACUACUUCUAAGCUGGACGAGUUUUCCGACUCAUUGUUGAAUGCCUUUUCGAAGCUCAAAGAAGAGCCUACUGAAUUCGACAUUCAGCGGGAUCAUGUUCAACAGUUUAUGCUGGGUAUUUCUAACCUCGAAACUUCAAUUCAAAGAAUUGUUAGGCUUGAGAAGACUCUCGAGACUGAUUACGAAGAUGUUUCUACUCAGUUCGAUCGAUUGGCUUCAUUAGACCGAACACUCGAAAUUCCCGUUGAGUCUGUACAUCAAGCUCUUCAAAAAACAGGCGAAGAAUACUCUUUCUUGAUCGAGAAGCUAACUCUUUUGCUCGACACAAUAAAGGAUGUCCAGUCUUAUGCCCAGUCUCUCAAAGAGCUUUUGAAACGUCGUGAUCAAAAACAGCAGGAUGUGGAGGCAUUGCAAGAAUAUUCAUCAAAGCUAUCUCUAGAAAGGGACAAAAUUUCCUCUGGUGGUUCUAGUGGGUUUAGCUUUUCUAAAACGUUUGAUGAUUUGCGUGGAGUUGAUCACAAUGAUUCUCGGCUGAAACGACUAGAGCAGGUUCAGUCAGAACUACAGGCUGUCGAGCAAGCUAUUCAAGAAGCUUCGAUUAUUCAUGAAGCAUUUAAUCAACGUGUUCGGGAGGAAUCAAAACUUUUUGAUAAUGUCCGCCAAAGCGAGAUGCUUAAUGCUAUUAACGAAUAUGCAAACAUCCAUGUUGAGUUUUUUACGAACAUUCGGGAGCUAUGGCUUCAUGCUAAGCAGUGAUAUUGCUUAAUGACUUUUACUUCUCUUUGUCAUGUUAAGUUCAAGUGCUUAUGCAAGUAAUUGACUAACUUGACCUUUUGAACUAUUUAUUAUGAUGGUGAUGAUGAAUAUGAUGCACAACUUUUUUUUUACCGCACGAUAACUCAUGAAAUAUUAUAGAAUUAUACACAAAGUUAUAUAGUUAAUGCACAUUACAAUCUCAUUAUUAAACUAGAAUAUCGUGAAAAUUAAAUAGUAAG
Messenger RNA from Schizosaccharomyces cryophilus OY26, 2416 nucleotides. Its product is annotated as autophagy associated protein Atg24. Bases 972 to 2177 code for a protein of 401 amino acids. Gene Ontology annotation, cellular component: phagophore assembly site. Gene Ontology annotation, molecular function: phosphatidylinositol binding. The transcript has 4 exons. The record is from RefSeq and is a predicted model, not a curated record. Gene Ontology annotation, biological process: cytoplasm to vacuole targeting by the Cvt pathway; autophagy. Lineage: Eukaryota; Fungi; Ascomycota; Schizosaccharomycetes; Schizosaccharomycetales; Schizosaccharomycetaceae.